CUGUCAUUAACAGCAGCUCGGUGUCACGCUGGUGUGUGUGUGAGAAACGCAGGACAGGGUUCAGGGAUCUUAUCCAGAACAACACAGUGCUGAGGCUUCCUCGGGAUUCUGGCUCUUUUACGCAGUUUUACGCACAAAGUUCUUUGUUCCGCCGGUUCAGUGUCCGCAGCAGGGGGGUAACAUGGAGCUCUCUGCUCUCCUGAGUGUGUGUGUGCUGUGGAGGAUCUGCUGGGCUUCUCAAACUCACAACCACAAGCUCACACACCAUCAGGACACAAACUACGUCAUCGACAUUCUGGAAAUUCUGAGCAGCAAACACACUCGAGGAAUCACCAAAGUCAAAGGUCAUGAGCCCCACACUGCUGCUUGGCGUUUUCGUCAUCGCACACCACACCUGACCCUGCCGCCGGAUGUUUACCGCCGCUUGGUGAGGGUGUGGCGUGGCUCGUUGAGCUUGUACCUGGUUGGUCAGCAGACUGGAGGUCCUGCAGUCACUCUACUGUCUCUGAGCUCUCCGGGGAACAUGCCGCUCUUACGCAUCAUCUCCAACACCCAGGAGGAUUUCCUCCUGCUGGAGAUCCACACGAAGCUCAACACUGAACCGGAGGUGCUGAGAAUCCCCGGGGGAAAUCCCUUCUCAGGUGGGAGGUGGGCGAGGGUGGUGCUGGGCGUGGCUCCCGGAAGGGUGUGGCUAUUCCAGGAGUGUAAAAAUGCCAUGGUAUUGCAGCUUACACACCAGGGACGACCUCUGACCAUUAACCUCCCUCCUCAUGACCUCCAGGUCACUGUAGCAAGCACAGCAGAUGAAAAAGCCAGCAAAUUUAGUGGUUACCUUCAGACUGCACAGAUCUCCACUCACCCCUAUGAGAGACGUCCUUGGCUCUGCAGCAAUGUUACGGAUUCUCUCCCACUUUCCCCCACCCCCAACAGCUCUAUGGAUUUGGAGCAGGAGCUCCAGGACCAGCCGGAGCGCCCGGUCGUCUCGGUGUUCGGCCCCCCGGCGGCUCCGCACGGCAGAGCGUCUCACGCAGAACAGAGACAGCAAGCCAGGAACCUUGAGGAGAUGGUAUUCAUGCUGAAACAACAGAAUGAGGACCUGCAGGCUCGGGUACAGUAUUUGGAGUCCUGUGAGUGUGUGAGGAGAACCUGUGCCUGGGAGAACCGUAAGAUGGAUGAGGGAUUGCACUGGAAGUCUGAUGCCCACACGGAGUGUUCCUGCACCUCUGGGAGAGUUAAGUGUGAAACUUCAAACAGAUGUGUGUAUGAUGGAGAUGUGUAUAAUGACAACGAGGUGUUUGUACUGAGAAAUAAUCCCUGUGUCACCUGCGUCUGCUCUGGUGGGAACGCAGUAUGCAGUAGUGUACCCUGUCCUACACCUGACUGCAGUUUGGUGGAGACUGUCAGCGGAGAGUGUUGUCCCAGGUGUCGAAGUUGUGUCCAUGAGGGAGUGCAGCAUGAACACGGCUCUACUUGGCAUCAUCCCCGUGACCGCAACAGCGUCUGCACAUGCUCAGAGGGACGAGUUGAAUGUUCUACAGAGAAGUGUAACACCGAGUGUAGAGACACGACACAUAGAAACAACAGUCCUUCCUGUAAUCGUUGUUCCCAGAACGGACAGAUAUUCCUAAACGGGGAUCCGGUUCCCAGUGGAGAUCGAUGUAAGCAGUGUGUGUGUGAGAAUGGAGCUAUUAAUUGUAAGCCCCUCCCCCUCCCCACCCCUCACUGUGAUCAUCCAAUCAAGAGGGACAAAGACUGCUUUCAAAAGUCUGUACAGUGUGAUUAUGAGUCAGAGGUGUAUUCUGAUGGUCAGCAAUUUACCUCUAAGCAGAAUCCCUGCUUGACCUGUCAGUGUUUAGCCGGGGAGGUUGUGUGUAAAAAUAAAGAGUCAUCGUGUCCCUCUCAGCACUGUACACACCCCACUAGACAGCAUAACACUUGCUGCUCCACGUGCGACUCUUGUGAAUUUGAGAGAAAGGUAUAUGCGAACGGUGACAUGUUUAAACCGCCGGGACACGGACCCUGCUUCGAGUGUGUGUGUGAGCGAGGUAGUGUUAGAUGCCAUCAGGAGAGAUGUCCCCCUGUUAGCUGUCCAAACCCUGUCAGAGAAUCCCAUGACUGCUGUCCUGUAUGUAAAGUGUGUGUGUUGAACGGUGUAGAGUAUAACCACGGGGCCUUUUGGGACUCUGAGGACACGCCCUGUACCAGCUGCUCCUGUGUUGAGGGGAAUGUUAAGUGUAGGGUGAAAGCGUGUCCUCCUCCGUCCUGCACUCAUCCCAACACAGAAUCGGGUGAAUGCUGUCCGUCGUGUAAUCACUGUAUCUACAACCAGCGCGUUUAUGAGAACGGACAGAGGAUCUUGGAGCCGAGCGAGCCGUGUAACAUCUGCACCUGUCAGGAUGGCUCGGUGCGCUGCAGUAGCGUGGGGUGUCCACUGGUUUCCUGUUCUAACUCUUUCACUACCCCUGGAGAGUGCUGUCCCCAGUGUCCAACCUGUCAGGUUGAUAACCACAUGUAUGUUGAUGGUGACACGUUUGUGAACCCUGAGAACCCGUGUGAGGAGUGUGUGUGUCAGGGGGGUAACACAAACUGUCAUAACAACUGCCCCAGGCCCAAAUGUCAUUAUCCCAUCACUGGGACCUGCUGCCAGAACAACUGCAACGGAUGUAGUUAUGCAGGUAAAGAUUAUCCCAACGGAAUGAAGUUUCCUCAUCCAACAGACUCGUGCAGGGAAUGUCACUGUCUCAAUGGUAAUGUGCAGUGUAUUAUGAGAAGAUGUCCCCCUGCACAGUGCAGCGAACCCACAAUAACCCAAGGACAGUGCUGUCCUCAAUGUCCAGUGCCCCCUGCUGACUGUGUUUAUGAAGCUCAAUUGUACAGACAUGCACAGCCCUUCUACCAUCCCACAGACACCUGUCGGAUCUGCUCCUGCACCAAUGGGACUGUCGGCUGUCACCAUAAGCCCUGCCCCUCUGCCCCCUGCACCCACCCUCUUCAGCAGGAGUGCUGUCGCACGUGUGAUGGAUGUUUGUAUAACGGUGUGGAACAUGUUAAUGGACAGAGGUUUGCGGACGUAACGGACCCGUGUGGGACGUGUGUGUGUCGUGAAGGCUCAGUGACCUGUGAGAGAAGACGCUGUCCCCAAAUCACAUGUCAGUUUCCUGUUCAGAGAGAGUGCUGUCAGAGCUGCGACGGUUGUCAUUAUUCAGGUGUAGAUUAUUUAAGUGGUCAGGAGUUCCUGGACCCUUCAGAUCACUGUAAACACUGUACGUGUAUAAAUGGUGAUGUGACCUGCAGACAGAAACCCUGCUUCAGCCCCGGCUGCUCUCACCCUGCUCCGGCUCCUGGACACUGCUGCCCCGUGUGUGACGCUUGUUCUUAUGAUGGAAAGAUUCUCUUAAAUGGAGAGUCGCUACCAGACAGAACGGACCCGUGUUCAGAGUGCACAUGCAUGAGAGGCUCGGUGCAGUGUAGGAGGAGACUGUGUGCUGCUGCUCCUUGUCCUCAUCCUACCACUGGAGCCUGUGCUUGUCCUGUUUGUGAAGGUUGUUCCUACCAAGGAAAUGUUUAUGAAGAUGGACAUGUUUUUGCAGCACCUAAUGCAGUGUGUGAGGAGUGCACAUGUUCUAGAGGUGAGGUGAGAUGUAAUCCUAAGUCCUGCAGCACUGUGUCGUGUCCUCACCCAGCGGUGGACGCUUGUGGAUGUGCCAAUUGUAACCGCUGCAGGUUUCAAGGGCGAGAGUGUGUGAACGAAGAACACUUCCCUCAUCCUCAAGACAACUGCCAGAGAUGCACCUGCCAGAAUGGUGAGGUGUCUUGUAUAUCUGCGCCGUGUCCAGCCGUGUCGUGCAGCAGGCCUGUGAUACCUCAGGGGUCGUGUUGCCCCGUGUGUACAGGUGUGUGUGAACACAUGGGGCAGGAGUACGACAGUGGCUCCACCUUCACCCCUCCGACUGACCCCUGUUUAAUCUGCACCUGUCUGAAUGAAGUUGUGUCGUGUCAGAGGAAGCCGUGUCGUCAGCAGUGCACACACCCUGUUCGCUACUUAGACUGCUGCCCGAUGUGCGACGCGUGUUUAUAUGAAGACGUGCGUUACACACACACACAGAUAUUCACUCCACCAUCUAAUCCAUGUCUGCACUGCACGUGUGUGAGUGGAAGUGUCACGUGCACACAGGUCACCUGUCCUGUAGUCACGUGUCACAAUCCAAUCACUCCUCCAGGACAAUGCUGCCCCCAGUGCAGAGUGUGUGUGAAGAACGGUGUUGAGUACAGAGAGGGGGAGAGGUUUCGUCUUCACGGUAACCAAUGUUCUCAGUGCAUCUGCGAGGACGGCAGGGCGAUAUGUGCUGCAUCUCAAUGUACACAGUUAAAGUGCAUGCACCAGGUUACAGAUCCAGGCUCCUGCUGCCCAAGAUGCCGAGGGUGUGUGUAUGACAGUGUUGAACACCCUGAAGGCAGCACCUGGUUCGCCUCCAGCGGUCCCUGUAUGUCCUGCAUGUGUGUGGACGGAGUGACAACAUGCUCAGAGAUCCAGUGUCUCUCUCCCUGCAUCAACCAGAUCAGUGUUCCUGGGGAGUGUUGUCCUCUGUGUGCAGACUGCAUCUUUGAAGGUCGUGUUUAUGGACCAGGCGAGAACUUCCAUCCAUCAGAUGAUCCUUGUCAGAUCUGCACUUGUGAGGUGAUGCCAGAUGGACAGCAGCACCUGCGCUGUUACAGGAAGCAGUGUCCCAGUCUUGUGGACUGCCCCAAAAACAACAUUAUGUUCAGCGAUCAUGACUCCUGCUGUCCAGUGUGUGCUCAGCCUCUCAGCAUCUGCACAGAAUCACUGAUAGGAAAUGAAGUUCUCGCUACAGACGACCCCUGUUUCACCUGCCAGUGCAAAGAUCUAACAUGGACAUGCAUCCAUAAGUCCUGUCCUUCUCUCAGCUGUCCACCAGAUGAACAGUACACACCCCCCGACUCCUGCUGUCCUGUCUGUGAUGUGUGUGUGGUGGAGGGAGGGAGACGUCGUGUGAACAAUGGAGAGAGCUGGACUGAUAGUGGAGAUGAGUGUAUCAGCUGCUCCUGCAAACUGGGACUUAUAGAAUGUACUAUAGAGGAAUGUGCACCUCUUGUGUGUGGAGUCGGACUGCUGAAGGUCAAAAGGCCCGGAAAGUGCUGUUAUGAAUGUCAAGCAGACAUCACGGCUCAGUGUGUGUAUGAGGGAAAGGUGUAUGAUUCUAAUGAACAGUGGGAUGUGAAUGAAUGCACUUCCUGCACGUGUGUGUCCGGAGACGCCCACUGCCAAACCCAGAGAUGUCCAGCUGUGUCCUGUGCUUCUGAUGAAACUCCGUCUGUGAUUCCCGGGAUGUGUUGUCCACACUGUAUCCCACGUCCUGCCACCUGCAUCGUGUUUGGAGAUCCUCACUAUCGCACGUUCGAUGGAAAGAUGGUGAACUUCCAGGGGACGUGUACCUAUGUUUUAGCACAGGAUUGUAAGGACGGAGACUUUAGUGUUCACGUGACGAACGAUGAUCGUGGCCGUAAGGGCGUGUCCUGGACUAAAGAGGUGACGGUGUAUGUGAGGGACAUUGUGAUCCAUCUGCUGCAGGACUGGGUGGUGAAGGUUGAUCAUCAAACUGUUACGCUGCCAUUUCUUAAAGAAUCAUAUAUUUACCUGGAGCGCAAAUCCAACACCAUCCUCCUCAACACCAAUGUUGGCCUGAAGGUGUUGUGGAACGGACGUUCUCACCUGGAGGUCAGUGUUCCAGGCACGUAUAAGGGGAAAAUGUGUGGUCUGUGUGGAAACUUCAACAACUUUCCUCAGGACGACAUGCAGCUGCGUAACAAACAGAUCGCCAGCUCAGAGGCGACGUUUGGAAACAACUGGAAGGUGGGCGGCGGCAAGAACGCGAGUGCUCAGUGCUCAGACGCGAAGAACAUCGACCCGUGUAAAGAGGCUGGAUAUUCCUUUAGGAAGACGGCAAACAGUCGCUGUGCGGUCCUAAAGUCUGCCGUGUUUGAGCGCUGUCACAGGGUGGUGCCUCCGGAGAUGUUCUUCGCCUCGUGUGUGUAUGACCUGUGUGCCUGCGCAGCCAAUGCAGACGAGUGUUUGUGUGAUGCUCUGGAGGCGUACGCUUCUGAGUGCCGUGAGGCCGGAGUCGUCUUACAGUGGAGAUCAGCUUCCCUCUGUGCUGUGGGCUGUCCUUUGGAUCGUGGUUAUGUUUUUGAUGAAUGCGGUCCUCCGUGUCCUAAAACCUGCUUCAACAAGGACGUGCCGCUGGGCGUGAUCGAGGCUCACUGCUUUAAACCGUGUGUUCCAGGCUGCCAGUGUCCCGCCGGACUGGUGGAACACGAAUCCCACUGCAUCUCCCCGGAAAAAUGUCCCAAAGUCAUUCAUGGAAGCUCCUGAUCACUUCAGAGCUCCUGUAGGUCAGACACUGCUGCUUUGCUGUCGUUUACUCGACAUGAUGCUCAACAUAGGAACUUAAAGAGGCGGUGUGUAAGAUUUAGAGUCGCCUCCUUCCCCCACAUCAACUCCACUCUGUCUAAAUGAUGUACACAGUGAAUGUUGUUAUCCACAGAAACGCUGUGACGCUCUGAUUGAUUGAUUAUUACAGAUGUAGAGACACGUCAGUGUUACAUACUGCACCUUUAAAUUCAGUCCUGUGUAAAGAGAUUAAUCUGAAUGAAACAAUGCAAACCAAGAAAGUGUCAUUUACAAACCAGUGCUAAUUUUGUGUUUAAAUAAAAAAAAUCCACCUGAAAAUAUCAAAAUAGCUCAAAUAAUAAUAAUAAUAAUAAUAAUAAUAAUAAUAAUAAACAAACAAACUAAUAAAUAAAUAAAUAGCUUAACCUUAAAUGUAAGAGUCAGAUUUUUCACAACUAAGAUUUAUCUUUUAUUUUAAGGUUUGCUUUAUGUGCUUUAUUUUAAAGCAUGUGCAAGAAAAGAAUGUGUUUAGAAGAAAGAAUUUAAAGCAAAGAAUGUGCUUUAUUUUAAAGCACAUUAUAAACACAAUUCAGCAUGAAUUCUUGUGUUUUUUCACACACACACUCACACACACACACACUCGCUCACACACCACACACGCUCACACACACAGACACACACACACGCUCACACACACAUACACACACACACACACACAGACACACACACGCUCACACACACAAGCACAGACACACACAGACACACACAAACACACACACACAAACACACAUCCUCACACACACACACAGACACACACACGCUCACACACAAGCACAGACACACACACAGACACACACAAACACACAUCCUCACACACACAGACACACACAGACACACAUACACACAGAGUGAACUUACUAAUGAUCAGGUGACAUUUUAAGGUAUAAGCUUAAUGUGUUAUAAGUUAAAUUCAGCACAAUGCUGAUUUACACUCAGGCUACAAUCAGAUACUAUUACUUUAAUAAUUUUUUUUUAUUCAAAACUUUUACUUAUUUACAUUUAUAUAAACAUAUUUUAUUACUUACAUUUAGUUUUUAUUACAUUUUUAGGGUCUGGGUUAAAAAAUUAUUUCAAUAUUUUUUCCUUUGUUCAUUUUCAUUUUUUAUUAAUUAAAUUUAAAAUAUCUGAUCGAUCUCACAUCACUGUGUGAAAGUUCUGUUUGUUUCAUUUCAUAUUCAGCCAUUAAAGUAUUACACGGAAGGUAUAGUACUGUAAUCUCCACCCACAGCCCCGCCCACAGCCCCGCCCACAAUCCUAACCUUCAGUUUUUUAUAAACGAUCAUCAUUACAUAUCAUUUAAGACAAAAUAUUAUUAAAAUACUCUCAAACCUUCACCUCUAAUUUUUUAGCACAAUUUUUAUCAGUGAAUUUUAGUGACACCAUUUUUCUGUCUCAGACUUUCUGUCUCUCACAAACCACUCGUUUAUUUGUGUUAUUAAUGCUAUAAAAUAGCAGGAUGUUAAGAACCACUGUUUUUAUCUGUAUGUUAUUCAUUUUAUUUUUAAUUAUAAAUCUUUUCAGUCCUCAGACUUUUUCAGGGACUUUCACUGUUUAUCUGAAUAAAAUGUGCAGGUGCUAAUUUUGUAGAAGAAAAUAAUAAAAAUUAACAUUACUGA
Messenger RNA from Tachysurus vachellii, 8085 nucleotides. RefSeq names its product kielin cysteine rich BMP regulator (gene kcp). The record is from RefSeq and is a predicted model, not a curated record. Gene Ontology annotation, molecular function: protein binding. The coding region runs from base 182 to 6391 and encodes 2069 amino acids. NCBI's taxonomy places the organism in Eukaryota, Metazoa, Chordata, Actinopteri, Siluriformes, Bagridae. The transcript has 46 exons.